This is a messenger RNA of Pelodiscus sinensis (Chinese soft-shelled turtle), 10167 nucleotides long. Lineage: Eukaryota; Metazoa; Chordata; Testudines; Trionychidae. The record is from RefSeq and is a predicted model, not a curated record.
GCUAACAUUGUCUCUAUCAAAGAAGCUGUAGGAGUCGAGGAACUGACAUGUUUAAAACUACUCCUUUGAUCCAAAGUGAAAAAAAUUGAACUUAACAAGAACAAAACAAUAACAAUGGCAGAAUUUCCAGGUUAUAAGGAGACUUCAAAUCGCCACCUUCGAUUCAAAUUACAGAGUCUUAGCCGUCGUCUUGAUGAAUUGGAAGAAGCAACAAAAAACCUCCAGAAAGCGGAGGAUGAGCUUCUUGACCUCCAGGACAAAGUUAUCCAGGCAGAAGGCAGCAAUUCUAGCAUGCUGGCUGAUGUAGAAGCCCUAAGAAAGAGAGUGCUGAAAAUUGAAGGCAAGGAUGAAGAAAUAAAAAAAGCCGAAGAGCUCUGUCAGUUGAUGAAGGAAAAACUGGAGGAGGAGGAAAGUCUUACCCGAGAACUUAAAUCGGAAAUUGAGCGGCUUCAGAAGCGAAUGGCAGAACUGGAAAAACUGGAGGAAGCUUUUGGCAGAAGCAAGAAUGAUUGUACUCAGCUGUGUCUGAGCCUUAAUGAAGAAAAAAAUUUGACCAAAAAAAUUUCUACAGAAUUGGAAAUACUUAGGAUGAAAGUAAAAGAACUUGAGGCAUCUGAAGACAGAUUGGAUAAAACUGAACAUAGUUUACUAAGUGAGUUAGAAAAACUGAAAUCUUUAACAUUGAGCUUUGCUAGUGAAAGAAAACACUUUAAUGAAAGAGAAAAGCAGAAUGAAAAAUUAAUCCAGGAGCUAACACAAAAACUAGAACUAAACAACAAACUAAACAGAGCAGAUCAAACUAGAAAUGCAUCAAACCUGCUAGAAAGAUCCUCAAAUAAUCUUGUGGAUAGAAAUGACCUGAGAAUUGAAGAUGACUUGACCUCUGCAUUGCCUUCUAAAGAAGAUGGAAGAAAGGGAAGGUUGGAUUACCUAAAACAUGUAGAAAAUGAAACCAGAAAUAAAUCAGAAAAUCAAAAGAAUAAAAAUCAAGAAGACAAUAAAGUGAAAGAUCUUAACCAAGAAAUUGAAAAACUUAAAACUCAAAUUAAGCAUUUUGAAUCUUUAGAAGAAGAACUUAAAAAAAUGAAAGCCAAAAAUAAUGACUUACAAGAUAGUUAUUUGAGUGAACAAAAUAAAAACAAGCUUCUAGUUGGUCAGUUGGAAGAAAUUAAAAUUCAAAUAAAAAAACAAAAGGAUAUGGAGAAUGGUGAGGUGGAAAGUGAAGAAAUGAACUUUCCCAGCAGAGUUAGACAUGAUAGACAUAAAUACAGGGGUAUCACAGCAGAGCCACCAAUUUCAAAACACAAGACCCGGGAGCUUUCACCGCAGCAUAAACGGGAACGAAUACGGAACAGAGAGUUCUCUUCUAAUAAUGACCAUUAUGCCACAAGCAACAAGCAAGUUCCAAGUCCAAUAUUAAUUACUAGAAGAACAGCAAAGGCAUCUAGUACAUCUGCUUUACUAGAUACUGUGGUUACUGAUAUAAAAAGAAUGGAAGACAAAUCAGCAGUUGCUACAUAUUUAUCUAUACAGAAAGACAGUGGUGCACCACAAAAUGAAGUGAAGAAAUUGAGAGAGCAGCCAUCUGUGCUUAGUCGAUACCCACCAGCUGCACAUGAACAUAAAUCUUGGAAAGCAUCUUCCAGACCUGGAAAUGAAAGUGGACUGAAGGCCAAGGUUGAAAAGCCAUCUCAAACACUUAGUCAAGGUAACUCUGAUGCACUUGAUGAAAAAUCAAGCAAAGGGCAAGUGACUUCAUCUUUGACUGAAAAGAUGAAAACAAGCCAAGCAGAGGUGUCUGAUCUAUGUGUAGAGAUACCCUUUAUGAAAAGUAAUCAUGCACUAUCCAAUGAAACAGCUUUGUCAUGUAGAUACCAUAUGCCAUCUGCAAUGUUAGCAGCUGAAUCCACUAGCUGUAAAGUAGAAACAGCAACAGUCUCUGUUUUAUCUCCCAGACAGUCCCCAGAAGAGAAAUCUAAAAGAACAAUAAACUCUCAAGAAAGAGAAUGUAUAGAUAGUUUUCACGAAAAUACAAAGCCUCCAACUUUAUUGAAGUAUUCAAACAGGUCAAGAAGUCAAGAAGACAUCUUACAAAUUCUCACAAAUCAAGAUAAGGAAGAAAUGGAUCAAUCUGCACCAUCAGUUACAGGUCAGACAAAUGUUGGCAUAAAAUCUGACUCUUUGAGAUCCAAAGCCAUCAAACCAGUUAGCCAUGACAAAUUUAGCACAGAUGAGGAGAUGGGUAAAUGUAGCAAUGCUGCUGCCGAGCCAGAGCUGGAGAUGAGAAAGAAACCCAGCUCCAGAGGCGUUCUCAGAGCAGCUCUCUUAGAAAAUGAUAAAAAUACUGGAAAUGAAGAUGACCCCCCCAAGUCCAUAAAGACCUCAUCAGAUGUAAACAAUGUUGGAUUGAAACCCAAAAGGUCGUUCAGUCCUAGAGAAGCUCUGAGAUCAAAAGCCAUCAUUAAACCUGUAAUAAUUGAAAAGGACAUGAAAGAAGUAAUGGGAGGGGCUGGGUCUGAAGAAUACACUCAGAAACAGAAAUCUGUGUUUAAAACUGUGACUAGUAAAAUGACAAGCAGCAUAACAAUCUUCCCCUCUGAGCCAGCCAGCACAAGGGCCAAUACAAAUGAAGCAGCAAAGGAAAAACAUACUUCUACCAGCAAUAUUCGAGUCACUCCAAAUGAAUUGUCAUCUGUAACAAAUAGCAUCAGCUCACCCUUUGAGAUCUCAAUUAAUAAGAGUGAUAUUGCUCUGAAAUUAUCUGAGACCGAUAAAACUGGGGACUCAGCUCUGAGAAACAGGACAGAAACAUUAAUCUCAAGAAGCAGUAUUACAAUAAAACCUUCUGAACCCACUGAGAAGAACAAUUGUGAGCCAUCCUUAGAGACAAUCAGCUGGAAAAGCCACGGGCCUUUAGAAGCAGAUUCCCCAGAGACAAAACACAUCACUCUGAGAAGUUCUUGGAGGACAAGGCGGGGGUUACAAUCUUUGGAGGACUCUCAGGUCAAAGUGGAAAAAAAUACAGCUUCCACUCGUGCAAACACAAGCAAGUCAUCUACAGACCUCUCUGAAAUGGAAGGGGCCAAUGCAAGAAUAAGUUUACUUGAGCAGAAUUCAAGACGGUCCAGAGCCACUAUUAAUUCUUGGAAUGCCCCUGAACUAGAAUUCAGAAGGACCCAAAGUAGCUUAAGUGCAUCUGAAUUAUCUGCUCGAAGGAGCUACAUCCACGAUCCCAUCACUGCUUCUACUUGGAACCGCACGAUAUUACCAGAAGAAAGCAAAGAGUUUGUUCCCAGUUCCAGAAGAAAACAAUAUGGGUCUUCUGAGCAUCUGUUCCAGGCUGAGACUCCAGGGAAAAGGCCAGUGUUGCAGAUGGAGCUGCAGCAGGGCCCUGAGGCCAGCCCCCAUGCAUAUCUGGGCAGCAAGACAGAGGACCAGGGUAUUUCCCGCUCCACCCGGAUGACCUCUAGGAGAUGAACUUCUUUCCUUUCACCAAAUGAACACUCCAUUUCAAGGGGCAAGAACCAAGGAUGUUUCCAGCUUCAUGGGAGUCAUUCCUGCCUUGUAAAUGCAAUGAAGCCUUCUGCUAGCCUGAAGUCUGUUUUCUGAUGCGAUUUGUGUGGGACAGAAGAUGAACCAGAACAUUUUCCUUCUCUGCCAGAAGUCUGCAGAGACGUCUCUCAGGGGAGCCCCACUUCUCAUCUCUGGACUGAGACUGGAUCUGUCUCCUCAGAAAUUUAGGUCUGUGUCAGCAUGGAAACCCCUCUGUGUCCAUGGCCGCUGCUUCUACAGCCUGCUGUAAUAAUGGCAGUACAAAAACGUACCCUCCAUUAACCACUGUAAUUUAUAAAGAACUCUAGAGCUACCCCAAUGAACACAAUGCAAUCGAUUCUCACAGCUGCCCCGUACAUCUGGAUUUUCAAAAGGAACCACGUCGUUCCACGUCUGAAAGUUUUCAGUGUCACGAUGAGAAUUUGCAUUAUUCUUCAUCUGCUGCUUUGUAGUGCUCAGCAAACACCCCUUGCACCAGGAAAGCACAUGAGUUCCCAGAUUUUUUUUUGACCAUGUCAGAGGAACACACUACCCCAACAGAACAUUGCUUAGGUUCUUCCCCAGCAGUCCUGCCACAGUCAUGCCAGGCCAUCUUACUCCUCCUGGGCCAAGCAAAACAGCAGUGAACCUUCACUGAGCUUGGACCUGGCUGCUUUCCAGCCAGAGCUCCAGGCUCCAUUGGCCCCAACCCUCCCAGCCUCACUGCCAUGCACUAAGGGCCAUGAAGAGAGCUUUGCACUCUGCCCUCGAAGGCAGAACCCUCGUCUCCAAAAAGGGCUUCUGGGAGGGAGCACAAAUGUGCAUUGAGCAAAUCUGGGAUGCUUUGCUCAAACCAUUCUCCAGCCCUGCAAGAGACAGCCAGUACCCUUCCCUGUCUGCCUUCUGGCCAGGGGCUGUUCCACCUCCUCCCAGUAUCCUCUGGCCAGGGGCUGUUCCACCUCCUCCCACUAUCCUCUGGCCAGGGGCUGUUCCUGAAUCUCCCUGUCAUGCAUCGGGACGAGGUUGUUGCCUUUACCUUUGUGUCCUGCCUCUGGCUAGGCUGGGAGCCAUUGCACUCUAGCUGGGACCCUGUUAUAAUUGAACACUGUAGACAUGUUUUUAAGGUUAACGUUCCCCCAGCGGGGAGAGGGGAAGGGGACAGAAGCAGACUCCGUUGCACUGUCAGUGGGGGACGGGAGUGGCACUGCAUGGCUCCCAGCCCAGUCUUUGUGUGGCAGGGGGAGAUGCUACAUGGCUCCCACCCUGGUCAGUGGGGCAGGGGUGGUGGUGCAUGGCAUGGCCAAGGGAUGGGGUGCUCUGCUCCCAGAACACAACUCUCACUAAAUGACAUCUCAGAGCUUCCCUGGGAAACUGUUGGCUUCUGAGGAGCAGUUUGCAUCUGAGAACGAGUCUGUAUUGCUGCAGGGGGGACUGGCCCAUCAGGGGGGCUCAGGCCCUGAGGUCUGCUUGAUGCUGUCCCUCUCGCCUCAUGUAGCUGGGGCCCCUGCUUCAGCCUCUCUACCUCCCAGCACCUGCUGGGGCAAAGGGAAUCCUGCAGGCAAUUUAGCCUGAGCUUUGAGGCAACUGCAGGAGACUCUGUGCCUUCCAUUGCUAGGAUGUCCUUGCUAUAAGUGUUUCCUCCCCCUUGCAGCCACUGCCCCUGAAAGGGAAGGAGGCUGGAACCCAGUUUCGUUGGCAAUGCUCAUGCUCUGCACACCUGCCAUGCCCCACUGCAGCUGGACACAGAGAUGCUCUGAACACAGGGACCCCCAUUCCUAGUGUGCUCCACUGGAGGCAGUAGGACAGAGCUCCCCAGGCCAGCUGGCUGGACUUACAGCACAACCCCAUCUGGUGUGGCUGAUUUCCUUCUCUUGGGCAGGGUGAUUGCACCUGUGUGUGAGCGUGACUCUCAGCACUGCAUAAGGCUUCCUUCCUAUCCUUACAAUAGAAUAUUUCUUCCUGUUCGCGGCUUCCGCCCUUCGCUUGCCAAGAUUCAUGGCUACAGUUUCCCACAGCUCUGAUCCUAAAUCCCUGCUAGUCUGUGGGCCAUGUCAUUUGUGGUACCUUGGGGAAUGGCUCCCAGGGCACCUGCCAUGAGUAAACCCCCCCUGUUAAAGCAGCUGCCAUUGGGCCUCUGUCCCAGCCUAGGCCAGGCUUGCUGCUGGCUGAGCUUGCCCCCGUGGGGAGAGGCAGGGAGCUCCUUCAGCCUUGUUGUGCUUACAGGGAACUUAAGCCAUUCCCACAGCCAGCCAGGGAUGUUAGCUUGCUGCAGCUCGGCCCAGGCUUGUCAAAGGUGUCUGUGCUGUGGCUGUUCCUGAAUACACCCCUCCUCAGCAUCUUCCAGGGUCACAGACUCAGCUCAGGCUCUGUGGGUCCUUCCGAACCGUUCUUUAGUCCCUGUCUCAGCUGAGCACUUGGCUGCUGCAGGCACAGUCCAAGAUGUUCACUGAAACCUUACUGGGGCAGCUGGGAGGACAUCAAAUGCCAGUCCCUGCCAUGUACUCCAGCCCUCACAGCCUCCCUCUCAGAGAUGUUGUGCAGCAAAAAAUUGUAUUUGCAGGGGACUGGACUUGAUGACCUCUCAAGGUCCCUUCCCAUUCUACGAUUCUAGUCUGGCUUUUCUCUAAUGACGCUCCUAAGCAUGUGCAUACAUUUCAGCCCACUGACUUCAGAAGGAGAGUACCUCACGUGCAUAGGUAACGAACUGGCUAAGGGCCCUGGGAAAACCCAGCCAUCAGAGUCUGCAAUGAUCUCAGGCCAGAGCUUACAGCCCCUCUGUCCUAUGCUGUGGAACAUGGCCCAUCAUGCCAGCUCCCCUCAGUCUGCACAGAGUCUGGGUGGGAGGCUCCGUGUUGCUGAGGCAGAGCUCUCACAGAGGAGGUGUUGCCAUCCAUGUCACUGAGCAGAAAUGGGCCAUGCUCAAAUAAGGUGCGUCUACACUGCAAAGCUAUUUCGGGAUAUCAGAGUAUCCCAAAAUAGCUAGUCCGCGUCUUCACAGCAAGCUCGUUAUUUUUGGCUCGCUCUUCUGACAUCCCUGUUAAACCUCAUUCUAGGAGGAUAAAGGGACAUUUUGGAAUAGCGCUUUAUUUUGAAAUAGCAUCAAAAUAAGAUACACAAUUUGAGUAGCUCAAAUCUUAUUUCGAGUUACGGUGCAGUGUAGACACAGUCUUAGAGGCAUUCAUCCAGGGCUAGGCAUUGUGCCAUUCCUCCAUCUGCCUGCAAACAGUAACACCCCAUUUGGGCAGCCGUAAACCUCAAGCCCCAAACCUCACCUGCCCCCAACCAUAUUUCUGACAUUCAAAAGUAAAACCAGUUAAGUCAAAUGCAACCACUGCCCCUUCCCUCUAACCCCCUCAUCCCCAAGGCUGAGGGUGACCACAGAGAGCCGCCUUGCUAUCACCAAUGGUGUUUGCUCCUGUCAAAGCUUGUCUGCACCCAGCAUGAGCAGCAUUUCAACAGUGGACCAGGUGCACUGGAGUGCCCAGCGCCACUUCUCUCCACAGCAGUGUCCUGUGAAAGUCAGACAUUGUGGGGCCUGGAGAGCUCAGGCAGGAACUUGGCUUCAGCUGCUCUGGCCGGUAGUUUGGACUAUUCAUUCACUGUUUCAAGGCAUAUUUGGAUUCCUGUUUUUGAAAAGAAACAACCUCACUACCAUUUCCCUGGCUGUAAAUAAUGAAUGUAAAUGUCAGUAACUGUAGGUUGUGGUUUAUCUUAACACAUCUGAGAUUAACAGAGAAAUCCUCAUUGAAACCUAGUGGGGAAAUAUCCCCAAAAUCUGAGUGCAAUAGGAGCUGAUUGUAUUAUUAAACUGAUAGUAUUGAUUUCAGGAAACAUAUUUUACUCAAGUUGCACACUUUUGAGAACAGCUGUAACAUAGAGAACCUAUUUGUAAAUAUUGUCAGCACUGGGGAAAUGGUGUUUGUAAUUGUAGCAUAUGAAUAUGGGGGUUUCCAUGGACUUGCUAAUGCUGAAAAUGUGAAUCAGACAUUCAGAGAAUUCCAAAGUUGUAACUGUACCUGCUGCCUGUGAGAGUGUGUAACUGUUGCUCUCUUCUCCCAAGAAACACUUAGAGAAAUCCAACCCUCAUCUGCAGAUCACACCUGCUAUCCGGGAAGGAGGUUUUAGCAAAACUGGUACUGAUGGAGAGGGUGUUCACACUGCCACAAGUAGCCUCAGGCCUGCUUCAGGCAUCUGCUGGCCUAAGUGGUUUGAGUUGCUCCCUUCAGCUUCCCUCGUGUGUGGAAAUGAAACUGCAGCCAGCCCUGGGGAUGAAUUGAGCCCUAAAGUGGCCCUGGAAAUUCUGGAGUCUCAGUUCCUGAUGUAUAUUGUCUCAGUCCUUCAGGGCUGGGACUGGCCUGCUUGCUAGACAUGACCGGAGGACAAGGGAAGAGGGUUCAGGUGGCUCCUAAAGACUUUACACAGCGUGAACAACUCAUUACACCGGUGCCCACCUUUAAGAGAACCAGCCACCCAUCCCACCGGUGGCAUAAAGAACCUGCACGGGGCAAAUGGGGAAGAGUGAGGUGGCUGCUGUCUAGGGCAUACCGCACAAUGGAUGGGUCUCCAGCAUGCAGCACGAUCAUCUAUCUGCACAGGGGAGGCACCUUGGCCUUCCUGCCAUUCACUACCUGAGCACUCCAGCCAGUGUGGACUGAAUUUUUAAGAGACAUUUUUUUGUAUUUGCAGAUGUUUGAUUGGGGAACUGAGUCCAGUCGUGGUGUUACAGGCAGAUAGGAAACCAGGUCUCUCUUCCUUUUCCCAUAUUCCUGCUAAGUUACAUGAGUCCAGUUCAAGUUAAUUCUUUUCUCAGGCUCUAGCGUUCAGCUCCCCUCUACUCCAAAUGGACCAAGAAAACUACCAAUGCUGUAGUGACUCUUACAAAACUCCCCAUACCAGCAUGUUCAGUAGGGGAAAGCCUGUUCCUUCCUCUCUACCCUGCUUAAAGAUGGUCCUUAUCUCUUACCAGUUAUAUCACUCUUCUAAUCUGCAUGCCAAGUUUAAACAAAGUUUAUCUGCAUGUAUCUCCACGACCAGAUAACCGUCUCCAUACUGUGCAGUGGCUCUGCCUCCAAGCCUUUUGACAUCCAACUGGCGUAAAACAAGGCUGUGCAAUGGCACGUGCCCUUUGCUCCUUUUUCUUAGCUAUGGAAACAAUCCAAGUCUCUACCACAGGGCAUUGGCAUCUAAUAUCGAACAGAUGGGCAGCCUCUUCAGCCUUUCUCAUCUCUAUGCCAGAACUAAAGUGAUAACCGAAUUCUAGUACACAGAUGAUUGUGCUGUUGUUGCCACUCAAAGGAGGAUCUUCAAAGAGCCCUUCAUUGCUUCUCGGAAGCUUACAAAAGCCUAUGGCUAACUCCGAUUUACAUUGGCAAAACAAAAGUUCUCCCCCAGCCAGUUACUGGUGAAAUCAUCGAACCCAGCAAGGGAGAGCUACUCUGACAAAGAAAAACAGGCACCAUAUUCUCCAUUUUCCAAUCUUGGCAGCCACCUCUCUCAGAGGACAGACAGACGUUAAGAUUCAGCCCGGAAUCUGCUGCACCUGCCAUGUCUUUAGCAGACUCUCUUACCAGGGGUUCAACAAUCACAGUCUCAGAACACACACUGGACUUUUCAUCUCUAAAGUAGUUGUACUCCCAGCAGCUCACCUCUAAGGCUAUGAAACGUGGGUGACUCAUAGGAAACACCCCGAAGGCAGCACCAGCACUUCCUCCGAAAGAUCCUCAACAAGUGGGAGGAUCAUCACACUAAUGUCAAUGUCCUCACAGAAGCCAACAUCUUCAGUGCUGAGGCCCUGAUUAUCCAGCACCUGCUGAGGUGGAGCGGGCACGAUGUGUGCAUGCCUGAGAGACGCUUACCAAAAACCUGCUGUACGCCAAACUCCCCAAAGCAGACAGGAAAUGGAGAGGUCAAAAGAAAUGCUUUAAAGACACCCUCAAGAUAAACAACAAGAGAUGUAGCACCGACACUUCACACUGGGAUAUAGCAGCCCAGGAUUGGGAGAACUGGCAAAGACUUGUCAGAGACGGAACAUCCACUUGAGGAAAACUGUCUUGUCCUGGCCACAGGAAAAUGCCAGGAAAGACAACUGUCACACAGCAGUUGUGGCUCAAUUCUGUCAACACCACCUGCAAAGUCUACCAACAAGCCUGUGACUCCAGCAUUUGGCUCCUCAGCCACCAAAGGACCUGUGAAAAAACCAGUAAAAUGGGUCAUAGAGGGAUCUCCAGUGAGGAUGGUUAAAGAUAGUGCUCACCUCCUAACAGUUGUAUCACUCUCCUAGUCUGCAUGCCAACAGUUUAUCUGCAUGUAUCUGCUGUCAGCUCUACAAUAUGUAAUCAAUAAAAUUAUCCCUUUAUACGUAUAAUUGGAAUAGAUGUGAUUUGGAGCUGUAGCGGUUCUCUUAUCCUCCCUGUUUGUGACUCUGAGAGUUUUUGGUUUCUCCACUUAUGGAGUUGACAUGACCUCACAUUGAUGCUCCUACAGCAAAAUCAAAUCAAAUUUAUUAACAUAUCCUCGUAGCUUGGGCUAUGAGGAUUAAGUAAAUGCAUAUGUAAUUUGCACAAAAUAAAUACAUGUUUUAAAAUCAACAGUACUCAAUAAAAUGGAGAAAUGAAAAUGAAAAACAUACAACAACCC